UGUAAUUUAACACCACCAUUAAGAGAAAAGGACAAGGGAGUAGUUAGCUUGUCUAACACACCAAUUACAGCAGACUGAGAGACUUGGGGGGGAAUCACUCCCUCCCAUUAUCUCCCUCCCACUAUUGGGCACCAAACUCGGCCUCUCCUUCCAGACUUUGGACCGCAAGUAAAGCAGGAGGGUGAUGCAAUAUUUUACACGAAGGUAUGUCCCCAUUUCAUUUCCAUCAGUAAUUUCUGGGUAUAUGACAUAACCCAAGCAGGAAGUUAACUGGGAUAAGAAGAAUAUCGAGAGCCCUGGUAUUCCUCUCCUGGAUCUCUGCCACGGGGGGAAACGCAAAUGAGAGUCUUGAGUGUGAGAGGAGUUUGCCAAACAAGCUGAGGACUGUUUUUUUUUGUUGUUGUUGCCAUGCUGGCUGGCUGUAGCAGGUUUACAUUAGAUCCUGCUCUUUUUAAAAGUUGCUUCUCCUCGCUGGAACUUAGGAACCCACGUAUAAAUUAAAACAGCCUGCCUAAAGUAGCUGUGACUGGCAGCAGGAGCUUUGGCAGCUGCGAGCUGCACGGUUUCUCCUGUCAGCUCCCACAGAAGUGCCUCCUGAACUUUACUCGGAUCAGCCUUUUCUUCUGUGAUUUCUUUGAGCCCAGCUGAUUUGUGAAGUGCUAGUCAACCCCUAUUUAUUCCUGCAGUAGCAUGCGGUUUUUGGAUUGAGGGCGGAACAAAACAUUCAUUUUGUGAAAAAAAACUCAAACCAUACUUAUCGGUCAGAAGCUGCAGCGUUGACAACUUCAGAGACAGUGGGGAUUGUUCCAGGACGCACUUUAUUUAUUUUGAAUCUUUGAAAGACGGCAAUAGACGGCGAGGAGCUAAACAUUUUAAUAUAAGAAAUGUUUUAAGAAGGCAACAGGCUGGUCCUGUGCGUUGCCUCCUGAUUUCUCAGAACCUCUGGAGUCCAGUCGGGAGUAGCUUUUUUUCAGCGCUGAGAUUUUUUUGGGUUCAAGUACAGUUUAGAACAAAGCUCCCCCUAUCCCGGCAGAGCGACCCUCUUCCCAUUGUCAGAGAUCCUAUUGUUCCAAGCCCGUGGGCUAAUAUGCUGUGGAAGCAGCAGAUCCCAUCUGGAAACUAGCUAAUCGCAUACAGGAGAAGGAAACUGGAAACGUUCUACACCAUGGCCAUGUCGACUUUGUUGGCAAAAGCUUUGUUUGACAAUUUUGCAGAGACUCCUGAUGAGCUUUCAUUCCGUAAAGGUGACAUUAUGAUGGUACUGGAGAAGGACACUGCAGGGCUAGAAGGCUGGUGGCUUUGUUCCCUCCAUGGACGACAGGGAAUUGUCCCUGGAAACCGUGUCAAGAUUCUUGAAGGAGUGGGCAGCUUCAGUCCAAGUCUCUCCAGCCGCCAUGUGAAGGAUGUGGGAUUAUCUGAAUUCAAGCCAGCAGCAGUUUAUCAGGUACCUCCUACACUGACAUCUGCUGGCUGUGUUGUACCCUCCCUACAGCCAAAAGAAGCAGCAGUUUCUACAAAAGACCAUCAUAUUCUGUACCAAACGCCACAGUUUGCAGACAAAAGUAUUUAUCAAGUCCCACUUGGAGGAGCAAGAAUAUUUCCCACUGCUCCAGCCAGCAAUGAUUCUCAUGACGUGUAUCUGAUUCCUCCUCCAGGCAGGCGGGGCAGCAUUGAAUCCAAAUCCUACCCUAAGAAGGACACUGAUAUUUCACAGUCUCCGGUUCGAUUACAAGAUGGUGAAUAUAACCCCCCUAGUGUUGAAAUCUAUGACACUCCAACCCAGAGGAAGGAGAGUAAAAUGGCAGAAAGUCAGAAAGAAUUAGAGGUGUAUGAUACUCCUCCCACUACCAGAUGGCAUGCAGCAUCUACCACAGCCAAACAGCAAACACUUCCAGAGAAUGUGUACAGAGUACCCAAGACCCUACUCUCUUUGCAAAAGAAAGAUGGUGCACUUGAGAAAGAAGAAGCUGCAGAGUCUGAGGUAUAUGAUGUUCCUUCUUCCGUUCUUCGAGGACAUGUCGAGUUUCCUACCAGUGAGGAGAUCUACGAUGUCCCACCAUCUUUUGCUACAAAACUUGCCCUGGGGACAGCAAUGCAGCAGACGCCUUUACCUCAGGUGCCAUCACAACCACUCUGUGCUCUGCGUAAGGAUCUAUAUGACACUCCCCCUGCUUUUAUGAAGUCUUCCAAUCUAGAAUCUGAACACGAUGUUUAUUCUGUCCCCAUGAACCUCAAACAAGAAUCACAAAACAUCUAUGAAGCUCCAGAAGAACUUUUGGCUUCAGAAACACCACCCAGCCAAGUACCAGACACUGAGACAGAUGAAAAUGACAUCUACCACAUGCCAUCCUUGGUACCUGAAGACAUAGAAUUUGUCAGUGGUGGGUUCAACCGCCUUUCUGUUUCAAGCAGUGGAAGCACUAGGUCAAAGUCUUCUACAGAGUCAUGCAGUGGGCGGGAAUCCAGUCUGUCUCAGUCAAUGGGAAAGGAGAUCGCUGUUGAUGCAGCAUAUGCCAUGGAAACCCUAGCACAGCUGCACCAGUCACUGCAGAGUUCUGUGGCGAGACUUAUGUCACUGACAGGAGGUACAUCACAGGUCCUUGAAAGUAGUUGCUUAGAUGAGAAGGACAUACAAGAGGCUGUUGUGAUUUUCCAGAGCACUGUCCGUGAUUUCUGCAAUUUUGUUCAUGGUGCAAUGUCCAACUCUCCACAGGCUCCUGAACCAGCCCUGCAUGGCAGCAUAAGUCAGCAGCUGGAUAUCUUGGAAGAAGCGUAUGGAAGUCUGUCAUUACAAGGUCAAGCCCUUCAUGCUUCUGUUUGGAACUCCCAAGGAGGAAAAUCCCUUAGGAAAGGUGGGCAGCUUGACCAGCUUCUUCGACUGUGCCAUCAAAUCCUUGAAGCCAUUGCCUGUGUUGUAUCCCUUAUUCAGAGCAACCCAUCACUUAUUUUCCGAAGGCCCAGGCUACCUUCAACUGAGAGCCUUUCUCGGCGCCCGCUCCCAGCUCUACCCUCUCAGUCUUCAGCUGACCAGCAUUCGGGUGAAAGCCUACCUGCAGGUUGUGCUCGUAAAGGCAGCAUACAGGACAGGCCUCUUCCUCCCCCACCAGUAUAUGCAUCUGGAGAAUCAGCCAGUGUACCUAAUGAAUACGAAGGCAUACAGUUACUGGAAGAGUAUGAUUAUGUCCAUUUACAGGGUGUAGAAGACUUGAGAGAUAACCAGAAGGCAACCCUAGAGAAGGAGCUGAUUCUUGAGCCCCAGGAUUCUCCGCCACCAAAGCCCCCUGAUAUGGCAGAUGCACAGAGGUACCAGUACAAAACAGAGGGUGUGGAAGGGGACUGGGAACAAAAGUCUACACCUGAAGCAGUACACAUUACAAACCAGCCAUCCCAGACAAAAGAUGAAGAGGCUUCUAAGUGUCCAAGUGAUCUUACAGCUGAAGACCGACAACUUCUACAGUUCUAUGCUCAGCAAUGCCAACUGCAUUACGCUACCCUAAUCGACGCAACAGACUGCUUCUUUGCUUCCAUCCAGGAAAACCGUCCACCCAAGAUUUUUGUCUCACAUGGAAAAUAUGUCAUUGUCACAGCUCACAAGCUGGUCUUUAUAGGGGACAGCCUUUCACGACUUGCCACUUCACAGGUGGUGCGUGCUAGGGUUACAAAUGCUGGAAACUGUUUGUGCCAGGCCCUGAAAGCUGUUGUGCUGGCUACCAAAGGAGCUGCCCUUCAUUACCCAUCCGUUCCAGCAAUACAAGAAAUGGUUGACAGAGUGACUGAGCUAUCCCAUCAGGCUUAUCAAUUCUCCAGUGUCUUGGGACAGAUGACCACUUUGUGAUAUGCAGUUCUUGUGGAAUUUUAGUUCUUAUUUCCUUUCCUUUCUGACAUCUUUUACUUUAAAAAGUUGCAAGUUAGAAUGUGCUGACCUUUAUGGAAGGGACAUAUUUUAUUUUGCUUUGCAGAUAUUUCUGUAUGCUUCAUUUAGCCAGCUUUUUGCAUUUUGCUGCAACUGAAAGGUAUACUUGAAGCCAUGUAAAAGGGACUGAGUACAUAUCUGCCUAAUAUUAUUCUGAGCUUUUGCCUUCUCUAGUGUUUACAGCAAAAAGCUAAAGCAAGCGGAUUGUAGCAUUGGCAACAUAUAUAUGGAAUCUUCUGUAGACAAAUGGCUGCCUAUUUCUACAUAACUUCAAAGGGAAGUAUUAGCAGACAGUACAGAGUCAGCAGAACAUCUCAGAUGAUUUUUAGACUUGAAGAGGACCUGCUAUAAGGCUUCAAUAGAAAUAUUUGCUCAAUUUUUACUAAGUAAAAAAAUCUAUUUUUUUUUUUUUUGAACGGAUGCAGACUUUUGAUAUGUUUUGAUUGUGAAAUGAGAGAUAAGUUAUGUCUACAGCAACCCACAGACUGAAAAAAAAACUAAAUUGUAAAGCAGCUUCUAGUACAUUCUUGCUGAAAUGUAACCCUAGCACAAGUACAUGCUACUUACUUUGGGUGCCUGGGUUGUACCAGGUUGCCUACAAGCAUGAAAAAAUACAUUUCCAGUACCUUAUAUUAUUGUAAAAAGGACUUUGUUUUAAUCUA
Protopterus annectens (West African lungfish) is the source of this 4575-nucleotide messenger RNA. Its product is annotated as breast cancer anti-estrogen resistance protein 1-like. The coding region runs from base 1166 to 3835 and encodes 889 amino acids. The transcript is spliced from 7 exons. The record is from RefSeq and is a predicted model, not a curated record. Gene Ontology annotation, cellular component: cytoplasm; focal adhesion; plasma membrane. Gene Ontology annotation, molecular function: protein binding. Gene Ontology annotation, biological process: cell migration; cell surface receptor protein tyrosine kinase signaling pathway. Lineage: Eukaryota; Metazoa; Chordata; Ceratodontiformes; Protopteridae.